AUGGAAUGGCAACCUGAUUCACAAAGUCUCAACGAAUUGCAAAGUGUCAUUCGAGAUGCCAUUCGACCUCACCGAGAUCAGCUUUUACUUCACAACAGGCUGCUUUCCUUUAAUGUCAUACCAGAAUAUAAUAACUAUUUAGCUUAUAUUCUCGUGAACAUGACGAAUCAAGACAGUUAUUUGCGCGCAGUAGCCGGUUUAACAUUGAAGAACAACUUGUUGAAUAAUUUCGAGUCGAUCCAUGAGUCCAUUCUAGACUAUGUAAAGAAAUUAUGUCUAACAUCUCUCGAUUAUCCUGAUGCUGAUUCAACUAUUAGAAGAACAAUCAGCUCUGUAAUCACAGCAAUUAUGGUUCGAGGCCAGACAAUAAAUUGGCCUGAAUGCUUGCCAAUCGUAGUAGGGAAAUUAAUAGAUGGAAAUGACAGAACGACAAAUCAAUUCACAGUGGAGAUGGCUCUCGAUACGUUACAAAUGAUAAGCGAAGAUAAUGCUUUUGAUGUGUAUCAAACGAUAGAACCGAUGUCCGGCAGACCUGUGUUAGAUUAUAUAAUACCACAACUCAUACCGUUUGCUCAGCAUCCAAACACUAAAUUCAAAGUUUCAGCUAUUUCAGCCAUAAAUCAAUUUGUUAUGUUACAAGCUUCUUCAUUGCAAGGCGCGCAUAUAAACACCUACAUUCAAUCCUUGAUCACUACGGUAGCAUCCCGUCAGGAAUUUUUAGAGCUAUUGCUAUACCAAGAUCUAUGUCGUUCUUUUACAAUGCUACUGGACAAGUAUACAACAGAGUUACUGCCUUACUUGAAUCCUAUUAUCAACUAUAUGAUCUUUUGUAAUCAACAGACAAAGAAUGCCAAGCUCGCCUUGGAAGCUUGUGAUUUUUGGCACCAGUUUGCUCGUUUAGAAAACCCUGUCCAUCAUCGUUAUGUCAUUCCUUAUCUACCCCAUGUGAUACCUGUCCUUUUGAAUUCACUCAAAUACUCUGAUGAGGAUAUUCUUUUAUUUGGUGACAGUAUGAGUGAAGUGUCAGAAGAUGCCUAUCCACCGCAGGGUGGUGGACUUUACAACAAAAACCUUAAAUAUUAUCAUGCAGAACAACAAGCAACUUAUUAUAGACAGGGUCAACAUAAUAACGGAUUCUACAAUAGUAGUGAUGAAGAAUAUGACGACGAAGAUGCAGACGAGGAUGACGAUCUCGAAGAUGAAGAGUUCUUUUCUGAAUGGACGCUACGAAAAUUUAGCGCGACGUCUCUCGAUGCUUUGGCUUGCACGUUCAAAAUGCAUGUGAUUGACAUUCUUUUGCCGCUUCUCAACCAAGCCUUAUUUGCAGAAGAUUGGAAAAUCGUAGAAAGCGGUAUCCUAGCACUUGGAGCUACUGCGGAAGGUGGUAUGAGAGGCAUCUUACCUCAUCUACCAGCCAUUAUACCUUAUCUGAUUCGACAGUUGUCAAAUUCAAAUAUUUAUAUCAGAUACAUCUCUUGUUGGACAAUUAGCCGUUUUUCGGCAUGGGUUGUUUCACAACAUGAACACUACCAGUCUGUAUUGGGCGAACUAUUGAAAUGCAUUCUCGAUCCGAGUGAAAGAGUGCAAGAAGCCGCUUGUUCUGCGUUCUCUACCUUGGUGGAAGAAUCAACACAGAAAGAACUCGUGCCUUAUCUGUCUGUCAUUCUCAAUCAUUUGACAAGAGCCCUUCGCCUUUAUCGCCAACGAAAUUUGAAAUUGCUUUACGAUACAAUGGGAACGCUGGCUGAGUCUGUGGGCUCAUCAUUAAAUCAAAGUGAAUUUAUUGCAGUUUUAAUGCCGCCAUUGAUCUCCAAAUGGAAUAGACUGGAAGAUACAGAUCCAGAUCUAUUCCCACUUUUGAUGUGCUUGACUCACAUUGCUAGCUCCUUAGGAACUGGAUUCUUACCUUUUACAGAGCCUGUCAUUACAAGGUGUGUUUUACUGAUAUCUAGGACAUUACAGAAUGCUAUGCUCAGACAGGAGGAAGCGUAUUAUGACGAAGACGAGUUUUUUGAAGAAAAUGAAGACUUUAUUGUUGUACCAUUGGACUUGCUUUCCGGAAUUGUACAAGGUUUAGGCACGAAAGUAGAGCCGUUUGUGAUUCAAACUAAUUUAUUACCAUUGUUAACUGUCUGUGCGCAUUAUGAAUCUCGGUAUGCAGUACUUCAGCCUACGUAUGCACUCAUUGGUGACCUUGCCAAAGCUUGUUUCCAUCUUCUUCCACCUUACCUGGAUAAAAUAAUGGCUGAACUCAUCCGUCAAAUCAAAGAAAAUGACGAUAAUGCAGCGUUUAAAUCUGUACGAAAUAAUGCCAUUUGGGCGAUUGGCGAGAUUUCCUUACGUUGGACAAAGGAGGCUAUGGAACCUUAUCUUGAUCCUCUUCUCCAACAACUCAUACCCAUUCUACAAUCCAUUAUACCACCCUCACACGUUUUCUCAGCAUCACAGCCGCCACCCUCACCCACACCGACUGUAUCUCAACAACUCCAGCAAUUACAGCAGCAGCAGCAGCAGCAACAAGAACAGCGACGAGAGCAGCAAGAUCAUCAGCUAAAUAGUAUACUCUCACAAGCUUCCUAUUUAGGCAGUAUGAUCGAAUUACAGGUGAAUACCGUCAUCACAAUUGGUCGACUAGGUAUACAUCAUUCAGAUAGAGUCGCACACUAUCUCUCAUUAGAAACAGCAGUAACAUCACACCACAGGCAGCAGCAGCAGCAACAACAGCCAUUUUCUUUAUGUCGUGCUUGGUUGUACCGAUCACGGGGUUUACGUGAAGAUGAUGAAAAAGAUACCUCCUUUCAAGGCUUUUGUAACGUCGUCCUUCGCCAUUUCCUUGUACAGACGCUGGAUGAAAUGGUUCGUAGGCUAUGCGUUUUUAGCAACUGA
Molecule: messenger RNA, 2886 nt
Organism: Mycotypha africana
Lineage: Eukaryota; Fungi; Mucoromycota; Mucoromycetes; Mucorales; Mycotyphaceae
Product: armadillo-type protein
Exons: 9
Coding region: 1-2886 (961 amino acids)
Biological process (GO): protein import into nucleus
Cellular component (GO): cytoplasm; nucleus
Molecular function (GO): nuclear import signal receptor activity; small GTPase binding
Source: RefSeq, a predicted model, not a curated record